AUGUUACUAAACGCUUCAGGCACGUAUCCCUUCCGCCCGUCUUUUGAACCCCUUACUGACGCCCCCAGGCCACCCCUCGACGAAUCCGCUACUGCUGGCAAUCGAGGCCGCAAGAACCUACUACUGCUCAUAAACGCGUUGAAAGACCCUCAAAAAGAGCCCGAACGGAUACGUCCUCCCCUACAUACUCCUCCCAAGCCAGCGAUAGAGGAGGAUCUACAACAGGCGAAUGCGGAGAACACUGCGGAGAACAUUGCGGAGACAGUCAUCAGCAGCAGUGACACAACAGGCCUACUCUCCACGAUCUCACACCAAUCCACUCAGCCAGUGCAAGAGAAGUCAAUACAGCAGGCGAAUGCGGAGAACACUGCGGAGAACAUUGCGGAGAUAGUCAUCAGCAGCAGUGACACAACAGGCCUACUCUCCACGGUCUCACACCAAUCCACUCAGCCAGUGCAAGAGAAGUCAAUACAGCAGGCGAAUGCGGAGAACACUGCGGAGAACAUUGCGGAGACAGUCAUCAGCAGCAGUGACACAACAGGCCUACUCUCCACGGUCUCACACCAAUCCACUCAGCCAGUGCAAGAGAAGUCAAUACAGCAGGCGAAUGCGGAGAAUACUGCGGAGAAACCAAGCGGCAACAGGGCCCCCAGCACCAAGAACACGGCUCAGCUCUCCAAGAUCCCACGGAGAACACCACUGCAACUUAGCCUAUUAUCCCCACUGCAUUAA
Molecule: messenger RNA, 732 nt
Organism: Letharia columbiana
Lineage: Eukaryota; Fungi; Ascomycota; Lecanoromycetes; Lecanorales; Parmeliaceae
Exons: 2
Coding region: 1-732 (243 amino acids)
Source: RefSeq, a predicted model, not a curated record